Entamoeba dispar SAW760 is the source of this 618-nucleotide messenger RNA. Its product is annotated as meiotic coiled-coil protein, putative. The transcript has a single exon. The coding region runs from base 1 to 618 and encodes 205 amino acids. NCBI's taxonomy places the organism in Eukaryota, Evosea, Mastigamoebida, Endamoebidae. The record is from RefSeq and is a predicted model, not a curated record. Gene Ontology annotation, biological process: reciprocal meiotic recombination. Gene Ontology annotation, molecular function: double-stranded DNA binding.
AUGUCAAGAAAUAAACCACUAUCAAAAGAAGAGAAACGACAACGAUUAAAAGCAUUAUUUAAUGAAACAAGAGAAGUUUACUUAAUAAAAGAAUUAGAAAAAAUAGCACCAAAAGAAAAAGGAAUUGUUAGUAAAACAGUAGAAGAAGUAUUAAAAGAACUUGUUGAUGAUGGAAUUGUUCAUUCAGAAAAGAUAGGAACAUCAGUAUAUUUUUGGGCAUUUCCAAGUGAAGAAUUUGUUAAUAAAAAAGUUGAAAGUGAAAAAAUAGAAAAAGAAAUAAUAGAAAAUCAAAAAAGAAUUAAAGAAUUUAAAGAAGAAAAUGAAAAAUUAAAAAGAGAACGAGGAGGAGAUGAAGGAAGAGAAAUAAAAGAAAAAGAAGUAGAAAUGUUAAGAGAAAGAAAAGAACAGAUUAUUAAAGAAUUAGAAAUUUAUAAAGAAAAUGAUCCAAAUAUGAUUAAACAAUUAAAAGAACAAGUUAAAAAAAGUAAAGAAGCAGCUAAUAGAUGGACAGAUGGUAUUUUUAUGAUUCAAAAAUAUGCAAAAGAUAAAGUAUCAGUUCCAAUUGAAGAAUUAAAUAAAGGACUUGGAAUUCCAAAUGAUUUAGAUUAUUUGGAUUAA